GAAAGCAGGAGGCUGAAGAUCAGCCGACAGCUGCACGUGAACAGUAGACACUCGUUCAUGUCACAAAAGUAAUCUGCAGCCGCUUGAACUUCUGUGAUUGGCUGAGGCAGCACCCUGUCGGAUGAUGCUGCGUUGCGACAAAAAGUGCUGUGAGUCUCAGUGAGUAAGGAAGCCUGCGGGGGUCAGUUCUCCGGGAUGCUGCAGUUGUGCAAAGUCACCAAGGAUCUGUUCAUCAGUAACGCCCGUUCAGCCUGCAGCGACGAGCUCGUCCAGCAGGAGGCGGUGACGCUCUGCAUCAACGUGUCCAAGCAGCAGCCGUUUCCCUCCGUCGGCAUCAAGAAGCUGCAGGUCCCCGUCUACGACGAUCCCAACGAGGACCUCUACAGCCACUUCGACCGCUGUGCCGACGCCAUCCAGAAGGAGGCGAACCGCGGCGGGCGCAGCGUCGUCUACUGCAAGAACGGACGCAGCCGCUCGGCCACCAUCUGCAUCGCCUACCUGAUGAAGCACCGCAAACUGACGCUGACGGACGCGUUACAGAAAGUGAAGACGGCUCGUCACGUGAUCGAUCCGAAUCCCGGCUUCCUGUCGCAGCUGCAGAGGUACGAACAGGAGCUGAAGAAGAGAUGA
Molecule: messenger RNA, 630 nt
Organism: Chelmon rostratus (copperband butterflyfish)
Lineage: Eukaryota; Metazoa; Chordata; Actinopteri; Chaetodontiformes; Chaetodontidae
Gene: dusp28
Product: dual specificity phosphatase 28
Exons: 4
Coding region: 196-630 (144 amino acids)
Biological process (GO): protein dephosphorylation
Cellular component (GO): cytoplasm
Molecular function (GO): MAP kinase tyrosine/serine/threonine phosphatase activity
Source: RefSeq, a predicted model, not a curated record